This is a messenger RNA of Penicillium paradoxum, 774 nucleotides long. RefSeq lists its product as uncharacterized. The record is from RefSeq and is a predicted model, not a curated record. Lineage: Eukaryota; Fungi; Ascomycota; Eurotiomycetes; Eurotiales; Aspergillaceae. Bases 1 to 774 code for a protein of 257 amino acids. The transcript has a single exon.
AUGCAACAAAACGAGGCUCAAGCUUCGAUCCCAGAUCAACCGGGAACCCCACCACGCCCACCUUAUUCCCCAGUGACACCGGUGUUUGCCCAGCUUGCGCCAGUUCCGUCCAAUGAGCCGAGAAUCGUCCCGCCACCCGCAUCUCCCUCUCCAACAUCACACUUCCCUCCACGAUACACAGAAUAUUCACAUGGUCCACAGCCCCCAGCAACUCCGCCUGUCUUCAAGCCCCAACCUCCCCCAGUCCCUAUCUCCGAGAGCGAGAAUCCAGAUGCGAUCGCACUCCGUUCCGCUAUCUCGAUCCUGCAGAUGCAGAAGCAGCAAAGCCUGCGCGAUAUCCAGGCGCUCGAUCGCAUGAAGCAGGCCGCUGCCUCUGAUCCGGAAGGAUUCGCGCACGAGUUAGCAGCAGGUCGACUGAAGACCGAGGACCGCGGGGCGGUACUCCAGUUUUCCGAGGAUAACGCGAGGGACGAUGAGGACAACGAAGAAGGAUCAAAGCGCACGAAUCCCGACGGUUCACCAGCUUCGAAUUUUGGCCAUAUCCCUGUUCCGCAGAAUGUCGUUCGCAUGCCCCCUAUCAACUGGGCCAAGUAUCAGGUGGUCGGAGAACCGCUUGAUCGCAUGCACGAAGAGCAAUUACGUCGGCCGAGUUCUGGGGAGCCGGGACGAGAGCGCGCGCCGGAACAUGUAUUGGCGUCGCCGUAUCGGCCAUUGGUGGAUCAGUUGCAGGGGUCGUCGAAGCUUGGUCGUCCUAGCAAGGCAAAAAAGACUUGA